Rotaria socialis is the source of this 294-nucleotide messenger RNA. The record is from the annotation of a GenBank genome assembly. Lineage: Eukaryota; Metazoa; Rotifera; Eurotatoria; Philodinida; Philodinidae.
AUGUCUCAACAACGUCUACUCUUCAUGUUUAUCGUUGGUAUGUCACUUUUUAUCAUCGUACAAAUGUGUAGUAUCAAUAAUAAUCCCGAUGAAUUUCGACGCUAUCAACGCGGCUUUGGUAAUCGACGUGCUUUAAUCAGUGCACUAAAGCAUCACUAUCCAAAAGACAUUCUAUUCGGAUUGGACAAUCAAGACAAUGUUCGAUCUAAUAAAUAUUUAUUCUCAAAUCCUUAUGACGCAAUAGAACAACACGAUUUAACUCAGCAACAACAGACACCUAUCACUUAUCGUUGA